UUUUGGCGCGCUGCCAACAUUUCUUCGGCCUUCUGCAGCCUCCACUCCCUGCAGCAAACAGAACGGCAGACGAUUUCAACGUAGACGUGCGCGUGCUAACUGUUUGUCAACAAAGGAUGUAGGUAAAUAAAAGCUUUAUUGGAACUGAGUUUUUUCGGAUGAUGCGAGUAGUUGGUUGUUGGCGUUUGUGAAAGACGGUCACUGUUACAUCCGCAAGGUUUUAUUUCUUCACUUCCAUUUUAAAAACAUUCUUAAAGAACCUUUUUGAAGUUUCUUCUUACUCUUUUUGUGUGAAAGAUCUAUUGCUGGUGUUCAUUAUUUUUUACCGUAUUAAAACGUUGUUAAAAAAAUAGUGAAAAAUCACAGUUACGCUAAAAAAAAUGAAAUUUUUUUUCGAGCAUUUUAAAAGAAGCUAAUUUUUCUGCUUUCAUCAGUGAGUUUUAUUGUUCACUUUCAUCUUCUUUUACCGUUUUCUGAUUAUAUUUUCACCCAUGUGCCAAUGCAUUAUUUUUUAAAUAAUAUUUUUAUUCGUGGAUUAAUCGAAGGACAGUCAUUGUUGGCGUCAAAUCGAUACUCUGAACAGUAUGAUGGAGGAAGAACCCAUAGCUUACUAUGUGGAAGAAAAUGUAACUCAACCUUUGACUGUCAGCAGCAAUAGCAUUAACUACGAUCCAUCUGGAACUUCAGAUUCUCUUCUGUUAGCACUGAGAAUUCGUGACCAUCAAACCAUGGGUAAGAAACGAAUCGUUAAGAAUUUGUUGGUGAUGUUUUCCUCGUUUUUCAUUUUCUUCCUUGGCUUCCAGUCACUGUCCAAUCUUCAGACAACUAUGAAUUCCGACAAAGGCAUUGGCGUGGAAUCCCAAGCUUUGAUCUAUGCAGCUUCGAUGGUAUCGUCCAUACUGCUGCCAGAAUUCCUCAUCAAAACCAUCGGGUGCAAAAGAACCAUUGUCUUCAUGUUUUUGUGUAGCUUGCCUUAUUUGAUAUCGAACUUUAAACCAACUUUUGAAUUUAUCAUGCCAAGUUCGAUUUUGAUGGGUAUUGCCAUCGGGCCUCUUAAUACGGCAGGUGCCUUCUAUGUGAAUGAAAUGUCGUUACGUUACUACAAAAUAAGCAUGUCCGAAUCUAUGGAAACAAUUCUGGCCAGGUUCUUUGGACUUAUGUCAUUCUUUUUGGAGAACACCCAAAUUUGGGGAAAUUUGAUAUCCUAUUAUAUCUUGCGUCCAGCUAUGAUUCCUCUGAUGAAUCAUACGAACACUACAUGCGGUAUAGAUUUUGUUAAAAACGCAGAUGGCAAUGGCACCAACCCGAAUCUUCAACCUCCCUCUGAUGAUAAAAGGUAUAUGCUAGUCAGUAUUUAUGUUCUGAGUGCUGUGAUUGCUGCCACCCUGAUGGGACUAUUCAUGGACAAGCUGGAAAACGAUAUUGAAAGCGAAACAUCAGAAGGCAAAUGCAAAGCAGUUCUUUGGCGGCUGUUGGCAGCAGCAAAACACGCCGUCCUGCCUGAUCAGAUACUUCUUCUACCUUUAACAAUAUUGGUUGGCAUGGAGCUGGCAUUCUACACUGGCGAAAUUACUCAGGCGUACAUCGCUUGCUCGUGGGGCGUACAUCACGUUGGAUUCGUAACGGUAUGUUUCGGCGUGUGCGGGGCGCUUAUGUCCCUGCUGGUGGGACCGCUGGUCAAGUGCAUCUCCCAGAUGGCCGUUCUCAUCCUAGCCGCGUUGGCCAACGUCUCCAUUUGCAUCGUUCUCUUCCUGUGGGAGCCGACGCCCGAAUUCAAGACCAUGUAUUUCGUCAUUGCUGGUGUGUGGGGCAUGGGAGACGCCAUCUGGUGGUCACAAGUCACAGCUCUCUAUGGCUUGAUGUUCCCUAACGACCGAGAAGCAGCCUUCUCUAACCUCUACUUCUGGAGCUUCCUUGGCUUUUUCCUGAGCUACUCGUACGCCAACUACUUCACGGUCGCCGUCAAGAUCAACAUCCUCCUCUGCUUCCUGCUCGCCGGCAUGUUGGGGUACAUGAUCGGCCAGAUCAGGCUCAAGUGCUCCUCCAGGAAAGAGUACGUCCCCAUACCGGACAGCGGAGACAGCUCCUAACGGAAGUUGCCACUCUAGAGUUCCUUCUCAGGUCUCCAAUCCUUGAAAGAUCGCCAGAGGAGCUAGCUCAUCGCCUAUCCGGACAACAGAAAAAGUUCUGAAAGGGCUUCGUGUUUAGGAAGACCUGAUAAACUAAUAUCUGUGAAAACUGUGGCAUAUCAUUGUGUUGUCCUGUAUUUGCAUAGCUUUUCUGAGCGGAAAAUUCUUUUUAGCACGACUGUCUGGCAAAUUUUGAAAUUAGGAAAGAAACUUAUAUAGAAGGAACAAUUAUAAAUAAUUUAAGAAGUUUAUGUUUUGUAAAUGUGAUGGUAUGGAAUGCAUAUUGAUGUGUGAUGCGACAGCAGUACUUCAAUUCCUUAUCCAGAGCAAAGCUUCUUAACUCCCGGUUGGAACCCCAAUUGAACUUUGUAGCGCCACCUAACGUACGAUUCACUAGUGUUUGUGAUAAUCGUUUGACUUUCCUUAAAAUUGUUAUGAUUUCAUUAAUUAUUCAGUUUUAAUGAGUGGCUGUAAUCUGGAAUUUUGUAGCCAAUUUUUCACUCGCAUCUUGAUGAAUUUUAAAAAUAUAUGAUUGUUUUUUAAAUUUUAAUUAAUUAAUAAAUUAGUUUAAUUAAAUUUUUACUGCAUAUGAAUGAUGCCUUCAGGUAAUGAGUUUUUUAAAAAAAUGAUUACAAAAUUAACCGUAUUUAUAAUACUAAUGAAUAAAAACUAAAAAGUUGAAAAAAAUUAAAAUUAAAAAAAUACUUUUUAAUGUAUUAAUUAAUUUGUGUUUCUUAAAAGAAUUGUUUUUAUUCAGCUUAUUAUUUUUUAUUUAUUUUUAACGAAUUUCUAACAUUUAUUUUCUAGUUCUCUUUCAGCAACGAUUUGUGUGGCAAAGAUGGGGUCGUGAAUUUUUUUCGUUAGAAAAAAAAUGUUAUUAACGGAAAUUUUUUGAAGAAGGCACUGUCCAGAGGGCAUGAUCCUUUUUUACACCUUUAAUGUAUAUUCCGAAUAUUUUAUUUAUUUAUUUAUUUGUUGUUUUCAGCUUUGCUAUGGACAUAAUUUCUCUUGCUUUGAUGGAAUUUUUUUAAAAAAUACGUUCUUUUCCUUUUCAUUAUGUUUUUUUUAUUUCUCUGUUAAUUUUUAUAUCAAUUUAUGAAACAUUUUAAAUAAAUUUGGAAAAUCAAUUAGGAAAAGAAAAAUAACUUGGGGAAAUUAAUAAAUCUGAAUUAAAUUAUUUAUUUCAUCCUGCAUAUAAAUUUUACCUAUUUAAGAGAGAAAAAUCGGAUAGCUUUUCUUUGUUUGCAUAUAGAAAAAAGGAGAGGGACCCCAACUGUGAAUUGCAGGUAUUCAUAGAAAUGCUCUGCAUUAUUUUUAAUAAAGUUCAUUUCAUGUGAGUUAUCAUGUUCAUGUAUCUCUACAUACCAACGAGCAUAUAUAACUGCAGGUUGCUUUUCUUAUUUAAUUGUCCACGCAGUUGUCGCCGUUAUGCCUCCACUUUACUCCGUCUUUUGGGGUAGAAAAAAUACUUCGUUGGGAUUCUUAUAAUACAAAAGCAGAAGAUAAUUUGAGAAUUAAUUCAUUUUUUUUCAGUUUCUUGAUUAAUAAAAAUAUUAAAAGAAAUUUGGAGAAAGAUGUUAAACUGUAUCAUAAUGUAGAAUUUGAAGAAAGAUGUUAAACUGUAUCAUAAUGUAGAAUUUGAAGAAAGAUGUUAAACUGUAUCAUAAUGUAGAAUUUGUUCUUUCAAAUCUAGAGAUUUUCACAAUGUUCACUUUAUUUUUACCAUAUAAUUAAAAGCGGUAAUUAAUAAAUACUUUAAAUAAAAUUGACUCUUUAUACGAAGCUUCUAAAAUCACUCAAUCGAUUUGGGUUAUAUUGACCGUAAUUUCGCUAAAGGACACAUAUAAUGUUAAUUUCUAUGCUAAACAAUUUAUAUCAAUAGAACAGGAAAUUAAUAAAUUCUUUGGACGGUAUAGAAAUUCUAAUUGAUGAAUAGAUUUUCUUCAGAUUUUAAGCCAACGUAUUAUUAAAUUUUACUUAAAAAAUAAUACCUAAGUAGAUAUUUUUUUAAUAAAAAUAUAUUCCAUGAAGAAUGAUUAUUAUACAUUUAAUAUUGCCAUUUUCAUUACAUAAAAACUAUUAAAUUAAAAAAUAUAUUCUUAUUUAUUUUCGAGUGGUCACUCGAAUUUAAUUAAAUUAAAUUAAUAUUUAAUAACGUUUGCAUCAUCUUUUAAAUAUUAAUUAUAAUAAGUGGAAAUAAUCAAUGGAUUUUAGCAAAUUAUGGUAAAAUUUUUAAUCCUUGAUUUUUAAAAUUAUUAUCUACAAACUGUGUUUCCAACAAUAACAGGUCCUUCAAUAUUAUAAAGGUAAUAUUCGGCAAGAAAAUAUUUUCUUUAGGAACAGCGUGUAGCAUAUCAGUUAAUAAUGAAUAAAUUGGUUGGAGAUUAAGGGUUAAUAAAAUACAAAAUAAUUAUCAACAGUUGUUGUGUAAGAAACGAAAAAUACAUUGGCAAACAAUGCAUACCAAAAAUUAAAUCCUUGUUUUAAAUAGCAAAGAAAAUUGUGCUUAUAGUUAAAAUCAGGAAAUAUAAAAUGCGCUUGAUUCAAAUUUCUGCAGAAGAGUUUAAGUUGGCUCCAUAUCGUGGUGUUUAUUUUAUAAACAUUUUGAAUUACAUGUGUUUUCAACUAACAGAACACUGAACAUGAGCACGUUUGCUUUUUCUGUACUUUGUAUUAAGUUUCAGUGUUCUUUAGAUUAUGCAAAAUUAACACUUCUGCAUUAAAAGAUUCUCCAAAUCUAUUUAUUAUGUUCAUAUCAUUUUGUAUUUUUUAUGUACUCUAUCUGCUGUCUGAAGAUACAAAAGAUUGGUUGAUUAUUGUGAUAUUCUUUGUAUUUAUAUUAAAAUAAUAAAAAAUGUGUCAUGUACACUGUUUGAGUGUGCAAAAUGUAUAUGUGGUAAUACUUUUACUUCUAACAUCCUUUGCAUUUUAAAAUUUUUUGAAAUUAUAAAGAAGAAAAUGCAUAUUUUGUAAAAAAUUUUUCCCUACGUAUUUUCUUUCGAAAUAUCACCUGCAAAUCUCUUCUCCUUUUCCCACAUGAAAGCUGCUACAUAUAGAAUAUACUCAGUUCCUUAUCAUAUCUUAAGAUAUUUUUAAUGUUGAUCUUUCCAUUUUUGGACUUUGAUCAUAAAUUUAGUCAAUAUUCGGGCAAGAAUCGUUGGAUAUUAAAUUUUACACAUUUUUCCAUGUCAAUGUCUUUGAAAUUAGUGAAAUUACCCACAAAACCAUUUUUUAAUUUUCCAUAUUGUAAAUGAGUUGGUUUCAUUCGAGGUAUCCGUGUGCAGAGGAGAAACAAAACCGUGUCUUCGAGUUAAGAAAAGGGGAGUGGUAGACUGGUGGUAAAGUCUCAGCUCUGAUGCCGGAGGUUUUCAAGUUCGAGACGCAAUUCCAUUGAAGGGCCGUCGUGCAAGCAGGCCUGGUGCACGCAAAAUCCGUCAGUGCCGAAGAUCCUCCCGCUGGUGCGCUAUGGAUGUUUGGAAAUGGACUUCUAUUUAAUGCGUUGCUCUUGUCAUCUGACUGCGGUCCAAAGAUACGAGGUCCGUCCCAAAAUAAACUUAAUAUUCCUUUAAAACGGGACGUUAAUAUAACUAAACUAAAUCGGGGAAGUACCAAAUAUCCAUUAACACGUGCACAGCCAAUACAUGUGCGAUAUUCGAACCAUCUAUCUAAUUAGAUGCCCCCUUCUUUGCAAUCUCUUAAGCAUAGUAGUAAAGGGGUGAUCUGAUUAGAUAGGUAAUUCGAAUAUCGCGCUUGAACCAUUGCAGUAUGCAUGUUAAUUGCAUUUCAGCUCAAGGGAACUAACUGAAUGAAGAAAAAAAUGUGAAUACACGUUCUGAUAAUAUGAGCAUUUGUUUGUUGUUAAACUUCUGAACUCUUUAUUUAAUGUUUAAUUAAAUAAAGUGCUCUGACAUUUAUGACCGUUUUUAUCUUCUUGUUUACAAAGAAUGAUUUUUAUAAACAUCGUAAAAUUAAACCUCGAUAUUUUGAAGGAUCUUUUUUUUUCAGACCUCCCUAAAUAGAUAAAAAAAAUGAUGGAAUUAUGUUUGUUUGUCUUCUGUGAGUCAUGGAGCAUAAAUUUUAUGACCUAAAAUCAUGGAAUAUAAAAUGUGAUUUUUGAAGGAAUUUGUCGAACUUUUUUUAUGAAAAACAUCCGUACGAAAUUUGCCUGCCCAUCUGAAUUUAUGCAAAAGUAAUCAUUAAAAAACACAAAAUUCUAGGCAGAUGAAAUUUUGUAUGAGUUUUAUGACCAGAAUUACAGAUUUGUAUUAAAAUUAUCUAAACGUUAUUUGAGCUGGAAAACUCAAAUGGAAUAUGCUCUUAGCUUCAAAAUUAUUCGUCUAUAUCGAAUUUUAUGUCCAGUCUUCCACUGGGGUCCUAAUGCCUUUUUGAUUCUUGUAACCGUGCUUCUUAACUUAAAAAAAAAGAAAGAAAAAGAAAAAAGCGAGGAGAGAAAAUAAUAAUAAUAAUAAUAAUAAAUAAAUAAAUGCGCCAUCCUGCUUUGCACCCAAGAAAACUGAAUUUUCCAAGCCGCAUUAAUUCGCUUGUAACACUAAUUUGGCGGAUGCAAGAAGUUUAUUAUAUUUAAAAAGCGCCUUCACCCUUGAUGUGUGACGUUGUGUUUUUGUUUUACGCGUGGAAAUUCGAAUUUUUUAGGGGAGUAAUUUGUUAUAUGUGAAAGAUUUCAGUAAAUGCAGAACCGCAAGAACUCCGGAUAAUAGAGGUAAAGCGUUUUUCAAAAAUUUUGAUUAAUGUUGAUGUUUAGAGACUUUGAAAUUUCAAGUUUGUUACGACGAUGACUGCGUACGCUGCCAUGUUAGCUUCCGUAAGAAAUCAUAAAGAUCAUCAUGUUUUGCUUGGUGAUGAAAAUCGUCAUCAGAAUUUAGUUCUACACAAAUGGUCAUUUUGACCGCAAAACGAAUUUCUACCGUUCAUAUUUUCUUUGCUUACAGUCAGGAUUUUUAUUCGCUCGUUGUCUUUUCCUACUUAUUUAUCUAUACUUAUAAUAAAGCUGAAUGUGUGUGUGUGUAUUGGCGCUCUACAGGCCCGACUGUUUUACUUACAGCUUCCAAAUUUGGUACAUAUAUACCUUGGAGGUCGGGUAUAUGCAGGUGUGGUCCUUUUUUGAAUUUUUAAUUAUAAUUUUAAUUAUUAAUUAAAAACUAACUUUCCCGCCAAAAUUUUUUUAUUUCCCCACUACCAAAUGAGUAAAGCUUUAUUUUUUUUCGCACUCUAAUGACAUUAGGUUUAACAUGUUUUUGACCUAUUACUUCAAACGAUUCGGUUUAUUUUCUUAAUGUUUGAUGCAUUCAAAAUUCAACAUUCUUAAUUAAUAGGUGUUUCAAAUCAUUCUGAAUUAGUUUUGAAUUAAAAUAAAGGAAAUUAUAAAUUUCUAAUCUGUAUAGCGUUACCCCAACUGGCCUAGAAAAUUCACGCAUUUGCGUUACCAUAACUGGCUUUGAAAGUUCAUUCAUGCGCAUUGUGUUCUGAUUGUUGACAACUAUUUUCAACGGAUUCGGACUUGAUUUAAAUUAUUUUUAGGUUAGUUAUGUGCUUUUGUAAUAAAAUUUUGUAAGAAAAUUG
Argiope bruennichi is the source of this 7709-nucleotide messenger RNA. Its product is annotated as protein unc-93 homolog A-like. NCBI's taxonomy places the organism in Eukaryota, Metazoa, Arthropoda, Arachnida, Araneae, Araneidae. Gene Ontology annotation, cellular component: striated muscle dense body; plasma membrane. Gene Ontology annotation, molecular function: potassium channel regulator activity. The record is from RefSeq and is a predicted model, not a curated record. Gene Ontology annotation, biological process: regulation of potassium ion transport; regulation of muscle contraction. The transcript is spliced from 3 exons. Bases 585 to 2090 code for a protein of 501 amino acids.